AUGUCACAGCAGGCCCCGGCCGCUCAGAAGAACGAGCCCAGGGACCCGGCCGAGCCCACACUUGAGGACCUUCAGGAGCUCUGGGACGCCCACUAUGGACGCGUCACAGGAUACGGCGCCUGCGUGAUGUUAGCGCGCGCCGCAACCCGAACGGGCAAGCAACAGCCAGGCUUUCAAAAGCUGCCGUCGGACGAUCCACGCCGACAGGGAGUCAUUUAUGGGCCGACUGCUCCAGUGGACAUUGCGCCCGCACUGCAGGAGGCCGACCAGGCACCAGCUGCCUUAGGUCCGCCCCCAGAGCCGGCUGCAAACAACAUUUACGACCCAGAGAACCCCCCAAUUGAAGCGCUCCUAGGGAAGCUGCCAGGGGCGUACCACAGUGACCCGACCGCGGGGUUCCACCGGUCACCGCGCAUUGAUAACCCCGGCUCGCAGCCUGCCCUCUUGUGGGCGCGCGCGUUGGCUAUGCCGGCUGGCCCGCUGCGGCCUAUCAUAAAUCCCGCUUUCCAGCACAUCCGACCCCCGGACCAGAGCCUGAUCGACAAACGGGCCGUCCUGGACGUCGCUGGACCAGGACUGGUAGUCAUUGAGCUAUUCAGCGGCCUGAUGGCCACCACAAAGGCGCUGGUGCGCAGUGGCCUGAAGGUUCGGAAGGUCUACGCCUGCGAGCUGGACAAGAAGGCACAUAAGGUGGCCGAAUUCCGGCUGGGGAAACUUCAAGAGAUGUACCCCGGCCUGCUGAGCACCGAGGCGUUCUCAAACGUCCACGGCGCGCUCCUUGACAACAUUCAGGAUGUGACACGAGGCCAUAUCGAAGGUCUGGAGAAGCCCGACUUGAUCGUGGCAGGGUUUCCGUGUCAGGGAUUUUCGAGAGCGGCCAGCGAGGCCAAAGGGUUGCGCGACCCGCGCACCAAGCUGUUUACGGAGGCCAUUCGGGCGGACGUUCGCGACGAGUUUAAUGACGUCGUCAAGGGGGUCCUUAGACCAGGCUUUGCGUUUGACGCAGUUGCCGCGGGCUCGCUUGCCCACCACAACCACGGUCGCUGGGGGACCAACCUAGUUCCAAGCCCGCUCAUUACUGAGAUGGUUGAGAAGCGCUUCAAGCAGCGCCCCGAUUUUCGCCGAGUUCAGGACAUUCUGCAACCUGGCAUUGGCGCGCUCUGUCGACCGCCGGCAGCGGCUUGGGGGGGGAGAGGCCAGAUUGGCACACCGCAUAAAGCUCCUGGCAAGAAGCAGCCAGAGGGGGAUCCCCCGGACCUCCCGGACUUACUGCCGUCCGAGAUAGAGUUCGAGAAGCUCGAUUGGGGCUUGUGGGGGCGAGGCGACCUUACGCUUGAGCAGAAGCAAGCUCUUGAGGACUUGAUGGACGAGUUUCGUGACGUGCAAGCAGCCGAUAUGUCCGAAAUGUCCACAAUCAUUGGGGAGAAGUUCAAGAUUCCGGUUACGGAUGAUACCCCGAUUUUCAAACACCAGUACCGGCUUGCUUACGCCGUGAACGACAUUCUAAAGGACCAGAUCGAAGAGCGCCUGAAGUGCGGCUUUAUUCGCUGGUCACUGCCGACUCCAGAGGAGAUAUCCGACGAGCUGGCGGGUUCGACGUGGUUUACCACGCUCGACCUGCGCUGGGGUUACCACCAGGUGGCCAUUGCAGAAGAGGACAUCUGCAAAACAACGUUUUGGGGCCACGACGGCCUGUAUGAGUGGGUUGUAAUGCCCUUCGGGCUGAAAAACGCCUCUGCCUUUUUUCAGAGGCUGAUGGACACCACAGUAAGUGCGCAGCGCGAGUUUUGCCGCUGUUACAUUGACGACGUGAUCAUUCACAGCAAGUUGUUCGACGAGCACCUGAUACAUCUGCGCGCCGGUUUUUAG
Molecule: messenger RNA, 1869 nt
Organism: Klebsormidium nitens
Lineage: Eukaryota; Viridiplantae; Streptophyta; Klebsormidiophyceae; Klebsormidiales; Klebsormidiaceae
Source: the annotation of a GenBank genome assembly